AUGGCGGAGAAAUGGCGAAAGUUCAAAGAAUAUAUGAAAAAAAAAACCCGCUUGAGUGGGAAGAGCCAAAAAGGGAAAGAUGUUUCCAAACGUGAAAUAACUGUUCAAAUGUUAAGCGCGGAUGUGUCGGGCAAGGCCCAAAAGUAUUCACGUAUCGGCCCAAAGGAAUUUGUCCAGUUAUAUGACGACGAUGAUGAAGAUCUAGAUCGACUUUAUACAAGAGAAGAGAUGACAAUUGAACGAGUGAAGGAUGCAUGCCUAAAACAUUUUCAACCGAAGGUUGGAAAGAAUGUUGUAUGUGAUAUCCUUGCCGGUGAGCAAAGACCUUCCUGCGCAUCCUUGAAGCAAAUACCGAAUAUGAAUCUUAUAUACGUCAGAUUCAUAAACAAGAGCUCGACAGCAGAUUUGCCUGUAUUCGUUGAUGAUACUGACCCAGAUCAUCUGCAAAGCACAACUGUGAAACGAAAGGGCCCUAACUCUGUUCCAAGUCCAAAAAAAGCUAAAAUCUCAACACCAAUGCCCAAGAGUCUCUCGGUAACCCAUAUGUUGAAACUAGGUAAACUUAUAAACAAGUCUACCACUACCAUCCGCUUGUAUGGAUUUAAUUUGGCAGAUAUGAGCUGGUCGUCUUCACCAAGGGCAGUUGAAUUUAGUGUUUCAGAGGAUGUGCUCGGAGAAGGUGCAUUCCGAAAAGCUUAUAAAGCAGAAUCAAAACAUGAGAGCUUUGCUGGUUCAUGGGUAGUCAAAGAAUAUAAUGAAAAUGCAUUGGAUGUCAUUGCUGAGAUCAACCAAACUCUCGAAACCCAUACAAAGAAGGUUGUACAAAUGCAGAGCUUAGUCCAGAACUUUGCAAGCCAACUGAAGACAAGUGUUGAGCAAAAUAGCAUGCAAGAAUCUUUUGGCGAUUGUUUCCAUUAUGGGAGUGUCUACUUAGGAAAGAAAGGUGACGAAUUUGUCACAGUUGAAGAGUUUGUAGAUGGAGAGUUUAGUAAGUAUAUAAACAAUGAUGGCACAUUGUGUAAGAAUGUCAACGAAGUUAUAUUACAGAAAGCAGAGUGUCUUUCUCAUUUUUCUUUUGAAAAAUCCAACAAUCAGGUAAUGGUGUUAGAUAUCCAAGGAUGUGGCUACUCUCUUGUAGACCCAGAAGUUACAUCAUCUUCCGGAACUCUUUGA
Molecule: messenger RNA, 1173 nt
Organism: Paramuricea clavata
Lineage: Eukaryota; Metazoa; Cnidaria; Anthozoa; Malacalcyonacea; Plexauridae
Source: the annotation of a GenBank genome assembly